This is a messenger RNA of Danio aesculapii, 2144 nucleotides long. RefSeq lists its product as uncharacterized. NCBI's taxonomy places the organism in Eukaryota, Metazoa, Chordata, Actinopteri, Cypriniformes, Danionidae. The transcript has 3 exons. The record is from RefSeq and is a predicted model, not a curated record. The coding region runs from base 178 to 1158 and encodes 326 amino acids.
GCGCAGUCCCAGGAGCACGCGUUCUGAACAUUACCAGAAUCCGAAUCUAACAACAGGACAACGAGGGUUAGUCUGAAUUUUACCUCGAUUCAAAACCUUAUUCUGAAUGUCCCACAACUUUAACGAAACAUUAAUUUAUAUCUAAGUUAUUGUAGCAUCAGCGAGACCCAGGCAGAGAUGUCAAGCAAUCAAAGAAGACCACAUUUCUGGAGCGAAGAGGAGACAGAUUUCCUUUUGCAAACUUUAAAAGAGAUGAACAUAGACCGCUACAAGGACGGCCGGAAGCACCGCAACAGCCUCGUCUUCAGGAAGGUUUGCGCCAAACACAGGGAGGCAGGAUUUGCGCGCUCAUGUGAUCAAGUCAAACACCGCUGGAAAACCCUCAAAUCUAUUUACUAUAAGGUCAAGAAACGCAACUAUAACAACAACAAUGGGGAGUUUAAACAUUAUGAUACGAUGGAAGAAAUAUUUGGACACAGACCUUCGGUUAUGACCAAUCAAAUUGAAGUUGACGUCGAUGAUAAAGACGGAUCCCCCUUAUCAGAUAGCGAAUGCUUCUUUUUUGAGGAUGGUGAAUGUGAUGAUGAUGAUGGAGUGGAAGACUCAAAAGGUGGAAUUCAGGAAAUCCAGUCAGUGAAAACGGAGAGCGAACCCCUCAUCCUCACACAACCCUCAAAUGAGAGCUCCACCUCUACAGAAAGCUACACACCCACCCAGCCAAUCACUUUUACAGAGAGCAUCAAUUCUGCACAACCGUCCACUUCCCAGCAGCCUCUGGUUCAAGGUUUGUUCAAGCGCAAAAGGCCUUGUUGUGUUGCGAUGCACACCCAGUAUCAGGACUUUCUAGAAAGAAUGCAGCAGGCACAAAACACUUGGCUGGAGCAUCAGCUGGAACAGAGUCAUGCCAGAGAGGAACGUCUUAUUUCUCGAGUGCUCACUGAACAUACACGUUCUAUGGAGACCUUAGUCAACCAGCUUUUUGCAGGGUUGAGAAGCCUCCUGCCAUCCCAGUCCAAUUCAAACCCCCAGCCUGUAUUUACAGCACCAGAGAUCCUCAAUACACCACCUCAACCUCAUGCCAACCCUGCACAGCCUGAGCUAACAUCAAACAUUUCCUCCCAUCCAGAAGAGCAUUCAGAGACGCAUGCCACAUGUUAGAGACAGUGAAGCAGCCUUCAGAGUGAUUCAAGACUCUCUAAACAUGGAAUAUUACAUUAUAGUUUUUCUCAGUCGCUUUUAGUACACUUCUCAGACCAGAAUUGAAAUUCUCAACUACUGUGCUGAGUUUCUUCGUGGGUGUUUUGUUUUUCCGGAACGCUACUUUAAUGUACUGGAAGCUAAAACUCAUUUAGAGACGGGAACCGGGAGACAUGCAACAACUUUAACCAUAAGGUGAACACAAAACAAGUUUCCAUCUUGAGCUCCUUCACGGGACUCGACACUUGUAAACACUCACUCCAUCAGGCUCGCUGCUCUCAGCACCGCCCACAGUCCUCACAACUACCAAGCCGACCAAUCACAGAUCUUGUGCUAUGCGUUGUUGUGACAUGUAGUUACAUUUUUUUGAGAGGUGCGCAUCAGCGUCAGUAAGGGCUAUGUGACCACACAAAUGCUACGAUGGACCAUUCGCGUGUGCUUGACGCAGAAGUAUAAACCAGGCUGCGUCCGAAACCGCCAUCUACUCAGUAGAUACUCCAUUUUAAUUUAAGCAUACUACUCGACCGUUAGAAAAGUAUGUUCUAUACAGUAGGAAUGCAAGCAGCAUGAAUGAAAUUUUAAUAUAUGACAUUCGCCAUUUUGUCAUGGUCACGUGACCUACCUGCGUCAGUUGUGUCACUUUAGUCCCAUUCAUGAAUUCUCUCGCUGGGCAUCAUGGGAUAGCGCAGCAUGCAUGGGAAGCGCACUUCAGAAUCUCGCCGGAAGUAGUAAGUCAUCCGUGUACUUCUCACAUUCUGAUUUUCGAAUUCUAUGAAUUCGGACACACUACUCGGCUCGCAUACUGAUUUUAGCUUACGCAGCCCCCAUCUUUAGGCCAUGUCCACACUUUACACACUACAUUUUUGUUUAAAAACACACAUUUUCUCUCCAUUUUGCCCUUUAGUCCACACAAAGUGGGCACUUUUGGGAAAAAAUUUAUCUUUUUA